UGUAAUUUUGAUUUCUGGGUUUUGUUUGUUAUGAGAUAUUGAUUCUGGGUUUGUUGUUUUUUGUUGAUUUAUUAUGGAAAUUGAUUGCGUCGACUAUGCCUAAUUGGGUUAAAUAAAGUUUAUGCUUUUACCUUUUUUGUAUCCAUUAAUUGUGAACCAAGGGACUGGUUUAGGUUAAUAAAGAGUUUAUUAUUAACUUUUAAUUGGAGUACAAGGCUGAAUCUCUAAUGAGAUUUUGAUCAGAAGAAAAUCUUUAUGAGAAUUCAAUUGAUUGCAAGAGGGACCGUUUGGGGGUGACAAAGUAAAAUAUAAAUCUUCAAAAUUCUCUUCAAGUAUUUAUGUUAUUUUGUAUCUAUGGUAACUUUACCUCCUCAGAUUCUCUGGCUUGCUUGAUGCUUGGUACUUGAUGGGCAGCUGUGGUUCUUGUGGAUAUGAGUUAAACCUGAGUUCCUCGAGUCGAAUCACCACAACAAUUGGCUCCAAAUACGGAAAAUCUAUAAAGCGAGGGAUUAUAUCAUUCUUCAGUAUAGAUGAGAGCAGAUUUACACAAGUUGAUGAGUUCCAAUGCAUUCCCUACUUUUCAAGGCACUCCUGGAGCUUGUUCCGCCGUAAAACCAAACUCCUUUGCCGCAAGUGUGGCAACCACAUCGGAAAUGCUUAUGAUGACAAAACUUCAGGUUCCGCUCUCGUGUUAGACAAACCCGAUUCAUCCUCUGGUAAUGAAGCUUCUAGCUAUAGAAAAUACAAUGUUAGAAUCCGUGCCCUACAACCUUCGUCGGCUCAGGAACUCGGCACUCCGCUUUUUAUGUGAUUUACUUCGAGUGCUAUGGCCAUCAUAUCGCUUAUGGUAUUCCAAGUGCAUCGUACCAAGUUUUGUGGGGUUGUUUCGAAUCAUUCUCUCUCCUUUUUGUGUUCUUCUUGGAUAUGCUCUUAAUAUUUCAUUGUAACUGUUGUGCAUAAAUUUUGUAUAAUAAGUGAUUUGGAGAGUUCGAAAUGAGUUGAGCAAAGUAUGUGACUACCCCAAGUUUAAAUGUAAUCAUAUUCAUGUAAUAUCUUUGUGAGUUGAAUUAAAUCUAAGUUUUUAAUAC
Molecule: messenger RNA, 1088 nt
Organism: Hibiscus syriacus
Lineage: Eukaryota; Viridiplantae; Streptophyta; Magnoliopsida; Malvales; Malvaceae
Exons: 2
Coding region: 407-811 (134 amino acids)
Source: RefSeq, a predicted model, not a curated record